AUGGCGUCUGGCGGAGGAAACAUCAAGGUCGUGGUGCGAUGCAGGCCCUUCAACGGCCGCGAGAAGGCGCGCAAUGCACAGUGCAUCGUGCAGAUGAAGGGCGACCAGACCAUCCUCUCCCCUCCCCAACAUGCCGAUAUCAAGGGGAAAGCCGCCAAAGCCGCCUCCGAGGGCACCAAGACAUUCGCCUUCGACAGAUCGUACUGGUCUUUCGACCGCGACGCUCCCAACUAUGCCGGCCAGGACAACCUCCACGAGGAUCUUGGCAAGCCGCUGCUCGACAAUGCCUUCCAGGGCUACAACAACUGUAUCUUCGCCUACGGCCAGACGGGUUCGGGAAAGUCGUACUCUAUGAUGGGCUAUGGCGCUGAGUACGGAAUCAUCCCCAAGAUUUGCCAGGACAUGUUCGAGAGGAUCAAGGGGUUACAAGCGGACAAGAACUCGUCCUGCACCGUCGAAGUGUCCUACCUGGAAAUCUACAACGAGCGCGUACGCGACCUGCUGAACCCCUCGAAUAAAGGGAACCUGCGAGUUCGCGAGCAUCCGUCCACCGGUCCCUAUGUCGAAGAUCUCGCCAAGUUGGUCGUCCAGUCCUUUCCCGAAAUCGAGAACCUCAUGGACGAGGGAAACAAGGCCCGUACCGUAGCUGCCACCAACAUGAACGAGACGUCCUCGCGAUCGCACGCCGUCUUCACCCUUACCCUUACCCAGAAGCGCCACGAUGUCGAGACAAGCAUGAGCGGAGAGAGGGUCGCCAAAAUCAGUUUAGUCGAUUUGGCCGGAUCAGAACGAGCUCAGUCGACGGGUGCGACUGGCGCGAGAUUGAAAGAGGGUGCCGAGAUCAACAGGUCUCUGUCUACACUGGGUCGCGUCAUUGCAGCGCUUGCAGACCAGUCGUCAGGAGGCAAGAAGAAGGGUACCCAAGUGCCAUACCGAGACUCCAUCUUGACAUGGCUCUUGAAAGACUCUUUGGGAGGAAACAGUAUGACAGCCAUGAUUGCUGCCAUUUCUCCCGCCGACAUCAACUUCGAGGAGACCCUCUCGACCCUCCGCUACGCCGACUCCGCGAAACGCAUCAAGAACCAUGCCGUCGUAAACGAAGACCCGAACGCGCGCAUGAUCCGAGAGCUCAAGGAAGAACUGUCAAAACUGCGGACUCAGCUGGGUGGAGGAGGCGGUGGAGUUGCCGGAGCGAAUGGCAUCAUAGAAGAACAGUACGCACCGGAUACACCGUUGGAGAAGCAGAUCGUUUCUAUCACCCAAGCAGACGGCUCAAUCAAGAAGGUAUCCAAGGCCGAGAUUGCCGAGCAGCUUGAUCAAUCAGAGAAACUCUACACCGAGCUGAACCAAACCUGGGAAGAGAAGUUGCAGAAGACGGAAGAGAUUCACAAGGAACGAGAAGCCGCGCUGGAAGAGCUUGGUAUCAGCAUCGAAAAAGGUUUCGUUGGGUUGUCAACACCAAAGAACAUGCCUCAUUUGGUCAACUUGAGUGAUGAUCCACUCUUGACUGAAUGUCUCGUCUACAACCUAAAACCGGGCACGACGACCGUUGGCAAUUCUGAUGUUGAAGGCCAAACCGCACAAAUACGUCUGAAUGGCUCGCAGAUCCUUGCCGAACACUGUCACUUCGAAAACGUGGACGGCAAGGUGACGGUGAUACCCCAGGAAACCGCUAGCGUCAUGGUCAAUGGUGUACGCAUCGACAAGCCAAGAUUACUCAAGAGCGGCCACCGCAUCAUCCUUGGCGACUUCCACAUCUUCCGUUUCAACAAUCCGCAAGAGGCAAGAGCUGAGCGUGCUGAAGUAGGUACAAGCCUACUUCGACAGACGGUUACCGCCAGCCAGCUCAACUCUCCCUCGCCUGCACCAAGACCCGGUCACGACAGAUCGUACAGCGCCAUCAGUAUCGCAAACUCUGAUUUCGACCCCGAUAGUCCGAGGGCAGGAUCGCCUGCAUUUUGGCAACGCGGUCGUGAAUCCGAGUUCUCCUACGCCCGUAGAGAAGCUCUUACGGCGUGGCUGGGACCAGACAAACGCAUCGAAAAUCUCCCAGACGAAGACUUCGAGGCACUGUUUGAAGAUCUCAGCAGGUUGCGCGAAACCCGCAAAGCACGUCCCGAGAGUCGCAUUUUCAGCGACGAGGACACAGAGUCCAUGUCCUCAUACCCUGUACGAGAGAAGUAUGCUUCUGGAGGGACACUAGACAACUUCUCGCUCGAUACCAUGUUAACGAUGCCAUCCACGCCAAGGCAAGACGGCAGCGAAAAGAUGGAGGAAAUACGAGAAGACAUGGAAGAGAAGAUGGACAAGCGGAAGGAGGACUACAGUGCAAAGCUGAAAGCUGACGCAGAAGCUAAAGUCGAGCUGGAAGAGCUGCGAGCUGCGAAGGAAGAAAUGCAGAAGCAGCUGCAACAGCAGAAAGAGGCUUUUGCACGUCAAAUGAAAGAGCUUGGCCACGAGUGGGUACCUGAACCUGAAAGCAGCGGAACGCCGGAAGCCGAAGCCGAGGCCGAAGCCGAAGCAAAGGAUGCACACAACGAGCAGAACGAGCAGCAACUGGAGUUGAUCCGGACUGUUUUCAAACAGUGGCGGCGAAGAAAGUACGUCACCAUGGCGGAGACACUUUUGCAGAACGCCGCUGUUCUGAAGGAGGCUCAAGUUAUGAGUCAACAGAUGGACAAGCGCGUCGUCUUCCAAUUCUGCAUUGUCGAUAUCGGACAUACUGUCCCGUCAUCUUACGACUUGGUGAACAUGGGCAUUCCAGGUGAAGACGAUGAAUAUCUCGACAGCCAGUCCAAGCCUUGCGUUGGUGUUCGCGUCAUCGACUUCAAGAACGAAGUGGUGCACCUAUGGUCAUUACAGAAGCUACGCGAUCGCGUACGACGGAUGCAUCAAAUGCAUCAGUAUAUGAACCGACCAGAAUACUUCCAGCAUUUCAACCCGGAGUCACCGUUCUCAGAACCUUGCAUGCCCGAGUUCUCACGCAUCGGCGAUGUGGACGUUCCGCUAGCUGCUGUGUUCGAAUCAAGAGUACGAGACUUCAGUCUGGACGUCAUCUCUCCUUACACAGCAAACCCCAUUGGUAUUAUCCGACUAUCGCUAGAGCCUUCGUCUGCAGAAGCACCUUCGACUACGCUCAAGUUCAAUGUCGGUAUGCAUGAGCUUGUUGGGUUUCCGGAACGAGAGGGCACCCAAGUCCACGCUGUGCUCUUUGUACCUGGUAUCUCGGACGAGAGUGGAGCCACGACCACGACCUGGAUCACCGAUUUCAACGAAGGUCCUAUUCGUUUUGAGAGUGUGCACAGCAUGAGUCUUCCCUACCCGAGCCCGCGCGAUACCUUCCUUCGAAUCUCCAUCUUCGCCAAGGUUACAGACAUUCACCUCGAUAAAUUGCUGAGCUGGGAUGACAUGCGCGACUCUGCGGAAAAGCCCAAGCAGAAGCGCCGUCAUGCACGACUUCCAGAGUCAGAGUUUUACACAGAAGAUACACAUGACAUCUUCUCCCGCAUCCAGAUUCAUGAGAUUACUGACGAUGGGACAUACCAACCCGUCGAGGUAACACAGAGCAACGUCAUGGACGCUGGGGUAUACCAACUCCACCAGGGUCUAGCGCGCCGCAUCGUUGUUAACCUCACCCAUACUUCUGGAGACACAAUACAAUGGGAGGAUGUCAAGUCGCUGCGCAUGGGUCACAUCCGAUUGGUCGAUGCAGCUGGUAACAGUCCUAACUACGGCUCACCCGUAAAAGAAGUGCCUGUCGAUCUGACAUCCCCACCUGUCAUCAGGAAGAACGCCGAUGGCACCACAAAUGUCAAAUUUGUAGGACGAUGGGACAGUACGGCUCACGCGUCUCAAAUUCUCGAUCGGGCGACAAAGGACAACUUCCGCGUGAAAGUCACGCUACUGUUCGACGUCACAUCUUCCAAGCUUAUCGAACCGAUGUCGUUCUCUUUCGACCUCUUCGUACAAAUCCGGGGUCGUUCUUACAUGCGCCAGACCUCUCUCUUCUCGUUAGCGAACAUCUGGAAUACGGUGAAGGUCGUUCACUCGACAGUAGGAAUCUUCAACGUUGCUAUUCGCCCCACUUCCGUCAAGCGUGCGACAGAUCUUUGGCGAAUGAACACGAAAGAUGACUACGUGAAGGGUGAAGAGCAGCUCGCGGGCUGGACGCCGCGUGGUGUUUCGCUGGUACGCGACUUCAUCCACAUAGAAAAGCGCCGCGCUCGAAUCGCAGAGAUAGAAACAGCGCGUUCUGUUUUGUCGUCCAAGGCAUUGAGCAUACCUGCUUCCGCACUUGCGUCCUCAAAGGAUAAGCCCUUGGAAGAGGCUCAGAUAGCACUUCUCCAACGCAUGGUCUCGCUCUGGAAGACCAAGAAAGCGCCUGCAGAAAUCAUCCUCAACCCCACGAAUCUUGAGCCUCCCACCAACGGCGCCGCCUUUGCGGCACGCUCUCCUUCUCCAUCGCCAAACCCAACCCCAAGUUUGACAGCUACCGUCCGCUUCAUCAGCAAGAACCCUAACUUGAUGAAAGCGUCCUACCUCCUCACUCCAGAUCCGACAAACACGCGCUGGAUACGGCGAUACGUCGAACUACGAAAGCCAUACCUCCACAUCUACUCAUCAGACGGCGACGAGAUCAACGCCAUCAAUGUCAGCACAGCGCGUAUCGACCAUUCGCCGCAAAUCGCGAAACUACUUGGAGGCGGACAGCAAAGCAACGGCCAAGGAAAUGCCGGCGCGCACAAGGACGUUGUCUUUGCCGUCUUCGCGAGAAGCAACACGUACAUCUUCCGAGCGCGAAGCGAGAGGGAGAAGAUCGAAUGGAUAUUGCGAUUAGAUCAAAGCUACUUCAGCAGCGAAGGAAGCGAGGCGUCGACGUGA
Alternaria hordeiaustralica is the source of this 4881-nucleotide messenger RNA. RefSeq lists its product as uncharacterized. The coding region runs from base 1 to 4881 and encodes 1626 amino acids. Gene Ontology annotation, molecular function: ATP binding; microtubule binding; microtubule motor activity. Lineage: Eukaryota; Fungi; Ascomycota; Dothideomycetes; Pleosporales; Pleosporaceae. The transcript is spliced from 2 exons. Gene Ontology annotation, biological process: microtubule-based movement. The record is from RefSeq and is a predicted model, not a curated record.